Rhodotorula graminis WP1 is the source of this 168-nucleotide messenger RNA. RefSeq lists its product as uncharacterized. The transcript has a single exon. Lineage: Eukaryota; Fungi; Basidiomycota; Microbotryomycetes; Sporidiobolales; Sporidiobolaceae. Gene Ontology annotation, biological process: protein phosphorylation. Gene Ontology annotation, molecular function: ATP binding; protein kinase activity. The record is from RefSeq and is a predicted model, not a curated record. The annotation marks the transcript as partial.
AACGAGCAGCUCGACGAGGCGCGCGUGUGGAAGAUUCUCGCCGAGUUGACGGCCGGCGUCGCGCACAUGCACUCGCGCAACAUCCUCCACCUCGACCUCAAGCCCGCCAACGUCUUCAUCACCGACAAGGGCCACCUCAAGAUCGGCGACUUUGGCCUCGCGACGAGG